Messenger RNA from Theileria equi strain WA, 540 nucleotides. RefSeq lists its product as hypothetical. NCBI's taxonomy places the organism in Eukaryota, Apicomplexa, Aconoidasida, Piroplasmida, Theileriidae. The transcript has 6 exons. Gene Ontology annotation, cellular component: nucleus. Bases 1 to 540 code for a protein of 179 amino acids. The record is from RefSeq and is a predicted model, not a curated record. Gene Ontology annotation, biological process: ribosome assembly. Gene Ontology annotation, molecular function: RNA binding.
AUGAGACCACUCAGUGAAGACGAGGCCGCUUUAGUAUUCAAGAAGCUUGCAGCUUAUAUUGGUGACAAGGUGCUGCAAAUGGUCGAAAAUAAUGAGUUCGGUCCUCAUUACUUUCGUCUUCACAAGGAGCGGGUCUACUACAUGAAUGAAAUGGUUCUAAAGUAUAGCGGAUGUAUCAAUAACAAGAAUCUAGUAUCUGCUGGCAUCUGUCUGGGCAAAUUCACAAAAAAGAGGAAUUUCCAUUUGCACAUUACGGCUCUGCAUCAUCUCGCUCACUAUUCCAAGAGCAAAGUGUGGCUAAAGUCUGGAGAUCAAUCGUUCAUCUACGGAAACAGUAUCCCAAAGAAGAACAUUGGACAAAUGAGUGAAGGAAUUCCACAAAACGGCGGUGUUGUUGUAAUGUCAAAUAACCUGCCACUUGGCUUUGGAAUAACGUCAAAAUCCACCGAGAAUCUGAGGAAUUCACUUCCAGACGACGUUGCCAUUAUCCAUCAGGCUGAUAUCGGGGAGUAUCUGCGCCACGAAACUGAAAUCAUAUAG